UUAUUGCAAUUUUGUUUUGAGUGAAAAGUUAGCGUAGCAUAGUAGCGUAAGUUAACAACAAUACGCUUCGACUUCAAGUCUGCAUUGCUAAUAUAAACAUUGAAUUUCCUCGAGUUAAGUGUCAUGAAUUUCUCUUGAAAUAUAAUUAAUCUCUGGAGUUGAGGUUUAUUCACAUCUCACGAUGUUGAAUAAAGCAUUAGGAUUUGCUAAUGAAUUGCUUUUAUCAUUUACUGUCUUGAUUACCACUGCUGCUUGUAGUUUGAGUAAUGAUGCUUGCUUUGAGCUUGGACUUCGUAGGACUGAUCUUCAAUGCACAUGGUGUGAGAAAUUAGUUCAGUUCAAUUUAGAUGAUAUUUUAAAAGACAGCUGUCUUGAAUGUUGUGCGUUAAAGGCUGAGAAGGAAGCUGUCAAAAAAUAUCCGCAAGCUCGACUUGAAGUUUGUGGAUGAAAAAUUGGGCACUACCCACAAAUUCAAGCAUUUGUGAGGAGUGAAGCCCCAAAUGAAUUCCCUGGUGUCUCUGUCAAAUAUGUACGAGGGGCUGAUCCAGUCAUAAAGCUGCUGGAUGGAGAUGGCAACACACAGGAAGAGCUCAGCAUUCAAAAGUGGGACACUGACACCAUUAUAGAAUUUCUCAGAGAGCAUAUGGAAUAAAAGCUGUUUUGAUCCAUAAAAAAUGAACAUUAUUUAUUAAACUUUGUAUUCAACUGUUUUUAAUCAACAAACAUCCUUGGAAUUAUGCAUAGAGGCAAGCUUUCCUGAAAAGAAUUUGGAGCUGCAUACUUGUAAGUCAGAUAAUUAAUGAUGAUUGUUCAAUAAACUGUGUAAGCAGUUUGAGCAGUUGGAUGUCAAUAUCUGAUGAAAAUAGGAUGUAAAUUUCCAAUGCUUUUUUUUUAGUUGAGCGCUCUGUGUGUUUUUCCAAAUAUGUUUGUUUGCUUAAAAAGUGGAAUUUCAAUAUUUGAUUGUUAUAAUAAAUAUUUUUUACACAACCUG
Argiope bruennichi is the source of this 991-nucleotide messenger RNA. RefSeq names its product selenoprotein F-like. The record is from RefSeq and is a predicted model, not a curated record. NCBI's taxonomy places the organism in Eukaryota, Metazoa, Arthropoda, Arachnida, Araneae, Araneidae. Gene Ontology annotation, molecular function: oxidoreductase activity. The transcript is spliced from 5 exons. Gene Ontology annotation, cellular component: endoplasmic reticulum lumen.